AUGCUCACCGUGCCACCUUCGGUCGUACCGCGCUUCGCGCGCCACAUCAUGGAAAGUUUAGAGCCGCCCAGCCUCAUGCCAGCGCAGAUGUUUUCCAGAGUGAAGAUCAUUGACAUGUCACCCGUGGUGCAGCACUCUAUUCGUUUCGCUGCUAUCCGCUGUGCGCUAUGCCAUUUUGCCCACGGUGCAGCGCUGACAGCGGAUCCUCCGUGGAGCCUCAACAAGCCGCGAAGUCUGCUGCUCGCGGACUCUCGCCGCUCUCCCUCCCGUCUCUUUUCUCCGCUGCUAGGAGGGCGAGGCCCACCUCAAUGUGAUAGCUUCGAACAAUGA
This is a messenger RNA of Rangifer tarandus platyrhynchus (Svalbard reindeer), 330 nucleotides long. The record is from the annotation of a GenBank genome assembly. Lineage: Eukaryota; Metazoa; Chordata; Mammalia; Artiodactyla; Cervidae.